GGGCGUUGGACUUUCGAGAAGAAGCCCGGGCAUGCAGCGGAGUCCAGCCUGAUACUCUUUCUGAGCAUGAAGAAGAGGGGCUUCCCAGUCAAUCUCACUCUGGAAAGCACGAUUUCAAAGUCCGGGCAAGUUUGGGUGUUUCCGAGGUUUAGGGUUGAAACCAACGCGCUGAGCUCCGAUAAGAGAUCCAGUGCGCUUAUCCCAUCUGGACACAAACGAACGUCACGCAAGACCACGCGAGUCAACUUGACCAUUGUUUGUCAACCCUCGAGUCUACCAACAGCACCACGAAGAAUGAUGCUGCCACAGACAUCAUGGACACAUCUGCUGCAGCCUCGACGCUUACCAGGCAGCGCCUCAGCGUGGCUGUUUUGUCGCUUGCCGCAACCGCGACGCUGGGCUACUUUUGCUACCGCGUCUACAACCCACCGUUCCCGGAGCCGCUGCCAGACCGUCGCCUGCACCGUAGCAAUGCCAUCCGCCACCGCAGGCGCUCGCUCCCCGAUGUUGUCCACAACCACAGCCGCGAGCCUUCCGACGCUUCCACCACGUCGGUCGAGUCCGAUGCUCAUGCUGACGAGAACGUCGACGUCAACACGGUCCGCCCCUUGAACGACGCCGAAACAGUCGCCGACGAACACGAGCAUGUGCUCGAAGACAACUGGUACGACGACGGCCACAACCACUUUGGCGGCCAGCACCAGCGCGCCGGCCAGAACAUCGUUAGCCUGCUCUUCCGCGUCUCCGAGGACAACGCCCGCCGCAACGCCUAUGUCCACCGCGGCUGCCUCUGCAAUGGCUGCGGCAUCACCCCGAUUCGUGGCAUCCGCUACCGCUGUGCUAAUUGCACCGACUUCGAUCUCUGCGAGACGUGCGAGUCACAGGGCCUCCACACCAAGACGCACAUCUUCUACAAGAUUCGGGUCCCCGUUCCGCGCCUCGGCUCCCGCCCGCUGCAGCCAGUGUGGUAUCCCGGCGACCCUGAAAAUUGUUUGAGACUUUUACCAAAACACCUCAUGGCCAGGUUGUCCAAGGAAACGGGCUUCGAGCGGCCCGAACUGGAAGCCCUGUGGGAGCAGUGGACUUUCAUGGCCAACACCGAGUGGCGCGAGGACCCUGACGAGCUGGGCUUGGCUAUGGACCGCAAGACGUUCGAGCGUUACCUGGUGCCAUCGGGCGGAUACCGUCAUAUCGCGCCGAACCUCCUGCAUGACCGCAUGUUCGCCUUCUACGACGACAACAACGACGAUCUCAUAGGCUUUUCCGAGUUUCUGCACGGCACCGCGUACCGCAAAAGGAAGCACAGACUCCGCAAGGUGUUUAAAGGCUAUGACAUUGACGGAGAUGGUUACAUCAAUCGCCGCGAUUGCCUGCGCCUCUUUCGAGCAUACUAUGUGGUCUUCAAACAUAUGCACAGGGACAUUCUUGACGGCCUCGAUGACCAGGUCAUGAGCUCCACCGAGGUCGAACAGCUAGUGACUAGUAGGCAGCCAUUGAGCAGCUUAUUCGGCCGGGAAGGCGGCUUCACCCACGCCGACGCCGACCGUCCGAUGCGAGGAAAAGUCACCAACCUCAACACCGGCGAGGUCCACAUCACUGAUGGAGCGACGACUGCAAUCAACGAGGACACGCCGGACACCGCGGACCGCCAGUCGGUUCUGACCAGUCUGUUUACCAGCCAAGCGCACGCAGCCGAGACUCUCUAUAUGCCAGGAUUGGACAACGCACGAUCAGUCGGGGAGAGAGCAUCUGGGAUAGAAUAUCUGAACGGACUUCUGAACCCUCCAACCCGCAUCAGUGAACUGCCAGCACUUCUUCUCGGCGAAACCCGCGGUGGCGACGAUUUUCUUGUCGUCAUAAACGGUGGCGGCGGUCAGCAAGAGGGCAGCAACGGACAGGGGACCCGUACUGGAGACGGAGAUGGUCACAGGCCGGGAGAAAAUGGCACCUUGGGAUCCGGGGGGGACGGAGUUGGAUAUGGAACUCGUGCGAACGGGUCUUCAGACAGCGGAGAAACCGGUCCAGACGACCGGGCCCAGCCUCAGGCCUACAGGUUUACCUCGAAUCGCCGUCUAAGAGCCAAUGCACGGAGAAAACUGUUUGACCGUUGGAAGAGGAGGCAGUUUUACCUGGAUGAGGAAGAGGGCGUGUUGCCGCCGGACGAUUGGAGCGACAACGAUGACAUUCUCGCCCAUCUCAACGGCUCAACCGACGGCGACUCCAAGGCAGCUCAGCCUGCGCCCUCGUCCCGGUCGCGAUCGUCAUCCAAGGUGCGAUUUGCCGAAGACACCGAUGACUACGACGUCAGGUCCAACCCUUCGACAUCGUCGAGGAGCAUCCCAGAGCGAUGGGGAGGCAUGGAGAUUCCCGACGCCGAAAGAGACGUUGGCAAGGAGAUAUUCUACCAAGUCAGCCAGCAGGCCUUCAACGAGAUUCUUGACAUCCUCUUCAAGGCGAAAGAAGAUCUUGCAGUUCAGGCGGCUGAGACCAAGGAGAAGCGCGAUAAGUACAGGCACAUAUUCCAAUCGAUCAAUCCGGAUGAGGAGAACGAAACCCAAACCACCCCAGAGUCCGGUUCGGGAAACCCGAAGUCUCCUCGAGACCUGUCGUUGGAGGCACUGCUUGCCUUCAGUGGCUACUCAGUCGAUCAAACAUCCGCGGCGCAGAGCAAUGCCAGGACCGAAGGUGAAGCGGAGGCAAACCGAGGCGACGAGACCGGCGAUGAUGACGAUGAUUCCGUCCCGCCCCCGCUGAUAACAGUUGACGCACAACCUGGGCAGCCAGCUUCUACCGAAGCCGAAGUCUAUCGCGAUCCCACUAUGCCUCAAUUCCGUCCAGAUUCGGUGCCGGCAUCCCACGAGCGGGACGCUGCGCAGAGCCAGGCACAGCCGGCACUCGCGUCGUCGCCAACGCGAUUCGUGGGCCUCCAACCAUUCCCUCCACCGACCGACUCUCAGAAGCCAACGGAUCCGGAGGCUGAGGCAGCAGACGGCAAGACAACGGGCAGCCCUUUGCCCAAGUUCAUUUCGCGGAGCACGCUAAUCAACUGGAAGCGCCUCGACCUCGCUGAGGAGGAGGCAAGGGAGCGCGGGGGAUGGGGCAGGCUGAGCUACGAGGAGUUCGAGCGCAUCUACAAGUCAGCCGAGGCCAGUGGCACCCGUCUGGACUACCUGGGCACCUGGAUUGACUUUUGCAUUCCGUCUACCUAGUGGGAUUGUGGACUUGAAACGAUGGAAACGAGGGCCGCGAGGGUAUUCCGGUGGUGGGUGACCUGGCUUGGAGAUUUCUAGGCCCGGGCUCUACCUGGAACAGCGUGUAUGAGUGAGUUUAGUGAUAAAGGGGGAAAACGGGGUGUUGAGGUUUCAUACUUUGGCGUGUAUAUUGAAUACCCAGGUUGUCAAUGUACAAUACAAGUACGAGGACCCGGCGGGUGCAGCGCAUGGAAGCUAUGCAGAUAGAUGCUUAGUUCUUUUAUCCCAGUUUCUUGAAUGGAGAUACCUUGCCAUUUCU
Messenger RNA from Parathielavia appendiculata, 3510 nucleotides. RefSeq lists its product as uncharacterized. The transcript has a single exon. The coding region runs from base 315 to 3209 and encodes 964 amino acids. Lineage: Eukaryota; Fungi; Ascomycota; Sordariomycetes; Sordariales; Chaetomiaceae. The record is from RefSeq and is a predicted model, not a curated record. Gene Ontology annotation, molecular function: zinc ion binding; calcium ion binding.